GGGGGCAGGAAGGUGCCUUGGUCCUCCCUCACAGGUAACUGAGUAACUACAUAUUUGCCUAGCUACUGUGGUGAUCAUAUAAGAUCAACUAUAUACGACAAGGACUGCAUUUGUAUGUGUUUGAUUAAAGGGGGAGAAUCUGCCAGGAAAGUUCCUCGCUGAUUCUUGCUCCUCAACACGACGAGAUUGAUCAUUUUUUUUUUUCGUGAACUUUUGAAUCGAACUGAAACUGUGAGAUAUUAGGAUAGCUCUACUCUAUAAAAAGGCCAGAGGAGGUAAUGAGGUUCAUGUGCACAAGAGGAGCGAGGUUGAGGAGGAAUUGAGAGGCUAAGUGAGAAUGAGAUUGUUUGGAGAAAUGGAGAUAGAAGAAGCUGGCAGCUAUGAUCAGGCACUGCCUCUGCUCUCCUUGAAUCAUGUUUCUUUGUUGUGCAGAUCUGUGUGGGACUCGGUGCGGUUCUAUGAAGAUGUGUUGGGCUUUUGCCUCAUCAGGCGCCCUUCUUCUUUUGAUUUCAAUGGAGCUUGGUUGUUCAAUUACGGCUUUGGGAUACACUUGUUGGAGAACCCAUCCGAUGAUGACUCGUGCACUAUCAAUCAAUCGAGACCCAUUAAUCCGAAGGACAACCACAUCUCCUUCCAAUGCACUGAUGUUGAGCUUGUGAAGAAGAGGCUGCGAGAAAUGGGGAUCAAGUAUGUGACGGCGGUAGUGGAGGACGAAGGAAUCACGGUGGAUCAGGUGUUCUUCCAUGACCCAGAUGGUUAUAUGAUCGAGCUUUGCAACUGCGAAAACAUCCCAGUCAUUCCCAUCUCGUCCAGCGCAUUCAAGCCCAGGACGGGGACAAGUUUUACGAGGAUAGCAUAUAACAAAUGUGGGUUCAUGGAGACUCUGAUGAUGGAGAGCUUGAGCGUGGAUAUGUUGAACUUCUCAUUUUAGGUUGUGAGAAAGGCUGAAUGGAAUGAGCUACGGUAAUUCUGUUCAAAAGAAUGGUGCUGUCCUCAACAAAAAGGCACUGUGCCGUUUGUUUCCUGCAGGAUUUUAAAAUUUUGCUUGUUUUUAAGCAUAUUAUUUGCCUGUAAAGGAAGUGUACUGUUUGGAUGGGGAGCCUGUGCUGUCAUUGUGGUUUUUUACAUCGAAUGAGAUGUAUCAAUCUAUGCGUUCUAUGCCCUGAAGGUAUGGGAAAUGAUGAAUAAAAUUCCAUGCAGUUUUGACU
Messenger RNA from Malania oleifera, 1208 nucleotides. Its product is annotated as glyoxylase I 4-like. Bases 338 to 931 code for a protein of 197 amino acids. The transcript has 3 exons. NCBI's taxonomy places the organism in Eukaryota, Viridiplantae, Streptophyta, Magnoliopsida, Santalales, Ximeniaceae. The record is from RefSeq and is a predicted model, not a curated record.